Messenger RNA from Racocetra persica, 293 nucleotides. Lineage: Eukaryota; Fungi; Glomeromycota; Glomeromycetes; Diversisporales; Gigasporaceae. The record is from the annotation of a GenBank genome assembly.
CUCUUCUGAUAGAAAUGAUACUGCGCUUUUAGAUACAUAUCAACCUGAAGAGAUUUAUUCUCAAUAUAUAAUUCAGAUGGCAGGAAAAGGUUAUACAGUGAUCGAUCAUCCCUCUAAAGUUUAUAAAAUACCUAUGCCUUUCUUAAAUUCUUUUGCCUUAGCUAAUUAUAGAGAACUUAAAGGAUUCACAGAGAAAGUUAUGGAAUUAGUUGGGGAACCUUAUUCGAAAUUUAUUGACAUUGGCCUUCCCAAAACACAUUUCAAUCUUUGGCUUCUAGGAUCAGCAAAGGAAG